AAAAAGAAGAAGCAGUUGGGCCAAGAACACAAAUGGCAAAUGCAUGCAAAAAAGGAAUCGAAAUGAAGAAAAAAUAAAGAGAAUUUCUUGAUCAUUUGAAUGCGGAUGCGGAAUUUGGAUUUGGAUUUCAAUUCAAAUUUGCAUUUUCUAUUUGCAAUUUGUGUGCAGCAAAAUUUUGCCAAGUUUUAAGUGGAAAGCAUAGAAAAGAUGAGCUUAGUGAGGACGGCGGCAGGGAUGUGGAGUUGGCCAUUUGGACUUAGACUUUGUAUUGUACUAAGUCGUAUGUUGAUGCCAGAUAGCAACACCCGCAGUUGGUUGGGUGGGGGGAAGAGACAGUCCGGCAACUUUUUGCCUAGAUAUCGGGGUCACACUGGUCACGAGGGUCGAGCAGACCGAAUGGAAACUAGAUUGCAGUUUUGGUUUAUUGGCAACAAUAAUGGUCAGCACAACAUUGACAACAUUGGCUGCUGGACAAACAACUAGUAGCAGUAAUCAUCAUCACCAUCAUCAUCACCACCAGCAGCAGCAGCAGCAGCAGCAACAGCAGCAGCAGCAGCAGCAGCAUCCACUGCCUCACCACAGCACAGUCAGUGGCAGUAACGGGAGCAGCAACAGCAGCUACCAGCGCCUACAAUCAUCCGCAGCAGCAGCAACAGCUGCAGCAGCCGCUCAGCAGCGCAAUUACUACGCACUCAACGGUCUGGAACACGACUGCGACAGCAGCAAUUCCCAUAGCAACAGCGGCUACCAGCAGCAGCAGCAGCCACUGAAUUUAUCGCAAGCGCUGCUCUCGCCUUCACCACCUCUCAACGAUCAGAUUAAUCUGCUCUUUCCCAAGUGCCGGCCCAAGCAUCAGCAGCAGCAGCAACCGCAGCAGCAGCAGCAACAGCAACAGCCGUCGCCCAGCAGCAACAGCAGCCGACAGCAGCAUGAAAGCAUUGCCGAUGUGAAUCUGAACAGCAGCAUCACAGCAGCAGCAGCAGCAGCGGCAGUAGCAGCAGUUGGUGUCUCAGAGACAACUGGGAGCAGCUCACCCAUUGUCACGCCCAUCAGCACGCCCAGCUAUUAUAAAAGCGUCAACAUUAUAACGCAAUCACCGCCGCCGCAUUCAGCCUCGUCGCACUCCUCGGAAUCGUUGUCUUCGGUCACGCCGCGCAUAUCCACAAAUCCAUUUCUGUGCGCGCCGCUGACACCACCAACACCACCAACGCCUCCACACAGCGCCAGAGCAGCUGUUGCAGCGGAAGGCGAUACGGACGUGGAAGCAAUUCUGUUGGCAGAGGACGACGGCUUGCAGCAAGAGCAGCAGGAGCUAAUCGAGGAGUCGGUGCCCCAGACGGCAUAUCCAGCAUCCUUCUACUAUCACACGGGCGAUAUCAGGCGUGGCCACAGCUACACGGAUAUGCCGCGCAAACGCAACAGCGCCAUAUCAGCGGGCAGGCAGCAACACCAGCAGCAGCAGCAGCAACAUCACACGCUGCUUAACGGCAACAGCAGCAACAACAUUGGCAACGGCAGUGCCCAACACAGCCAGAAUCCUUUCAUUAAGGAGAACUACUGGGAGUCAGCCACGCCACGAGCCAGCACGCUGCUGCACUCACCCACAGAGUAUCCCGAUGAGCAGCAGCAACAGCAGCAGCAGGAGCAACAGCAUAUGCACGCCUCAGCGAGACGAGCCUAUCAUCAGCAAAGGGAGCAGCUAGCGCCACAAUUUUACAGCAUAGCACAAAGGCAGAAUCAGUCACAGAAUAUUCAAGCUCCACACGUAUUGCGUGUGGGUCGCAGCCCAGUGAAUCGCAACCACUCUGCUGGUGGCGCACAGCAACAGCCACCGAUUGUUGGCAGCAGCAAUCCUUGUGCCGAGGGGCUAACCCCUUUGGCUAGCCACUACCUGUACGGCAGCAAAUCUUCACUGGAUCAGCACGCGGCCGACUGGGAGCCACGCGAACAACGUAAGCAGCGGCUGCGCGAAGAACGCGAACGAGAGCGGGAGCGGGAGCGAGAGCGGGACAGAGAACGAGAUCGAGAGCAACUGUUGCUGGAACAGCAACAGCAUCUGCAACUGCAAGACGUACAUGCCGCACGCGAAAACCACCUGAGCCACCUGUCGGCGGCACAGCAACAUCAGCAACAGCAGCAGCAGCAGCAGCGAAAACGACACGGCAACAGCGAGGACCGGGAUCGAGAUCAACGGCUAAUCAGCAACUCCGUCAAUGAGUCAUCAAUCAGCGGCUACGGAGUAGCCGAUGCCUCGGAGAGCUGGCAGCAUCUGCGCGUCACGACCGAAUCGACCGAGGAGAGCAAGUGCGGCAAGCAGCUACCCACCGACAAGUCGCUGGCAGUCGGUGGCAGCCAGAGCCGUUCGCAUGCUAUGCUUGAGCCGCACUCGCGCCGCCUGCUCGACGAUGGCGCCGUCUAUCGAGAGCACAAGCUGGACGCCUGGCAGCUGGAACGCAACUACACGCUGGCCGUGGAGUCUCGGCAUGGCAUCAUAGAAUACGAGGGCUCGCCACGACGCAUUGGCGUCGCUGCCAGCAGCAGCAGCAGUCCCGCUGCAGCGGACGAAAGCGAACCACCAGUUGGCGCAAUAGCAGCAACAGCAACAGCAGCAGCGGCAGCUCCACCAAUGGCCGCCGUGCCGCUAAUGAGUUGCAGCACGACUGCGGCUAGCUCGCUGCAAAAGACGGCAGCACGUGCCGCGCUCGCCGCACUUGCCCAAUGCCAGCCACCGCAACAACCGCAGCCGUAUCCGGUGCGCCCCGGCUUUCCCCAGCGCAUAAUUUCGCCACCGCGUGAGCUACGCAGCUGCUCUCCUACGCAGCAGCAGCAGCAGCAGCAGCAACUGCCGCUGCACUUCAACAACGGCAGCAACCAUAGCAAUAACAACAACAACAAAGCAGGGUGCUGCGACAACAAUGCCGAGGAUACGAGCAAUGAUGUCUCUGAAAUUGGUACCAUAUCCGACAUGACCACGCCCGAGGCGCCCAUUACGGCCACGCCCAACGAGUUGACGAGCUGUGUUUCACCGCCACCCACAGCAGCUGCAGCAGCACCAGCAGCAGCAGUGGCAGCAGCAACAACAACAGUUGCAACCGCAACAGGAAAAACAACGAUUGCACCAACCAUCACAUCAGCAAUUGCCGGCAAUUCCUCGACAGCGGGCACAACCCUAACUUCUGGCCCAUUGAGCCUGCACACCAAAUCCUCGACCUUUGAUUACCUCUACGAGUUCUCGGAGACGCGCAAGGUGCUGGAGGAAUUCUUCAAGUGUCCCUCGAAUGAUGAGCAGCCCAUCAUGGAGAAUGGCAGCGAUGUGGACAGCAUUGAUAUACAGUACGAGUUUCACAGCAAUUUUGAGCGUGACGAGGAGGAGCUAGAUGAGGAAGAGGAGGAGGAUGAGGACGAUAAUGAUGAGGGUGAGGAUGAAGAUGAGCACGCCGAGCAGGAAUAUCAGCAGCAACAACAGCAGCAGCAGCCACAGCAACUGAUGCAGCAGCCGCCCGCAUCAGAGCGUCACGUCUAUGGCGCCUACACGCAGCCGCAGCUGCAGUUGCAGUCGCAGUCGCAGAUGCAGCUGCAGACGCAGCUGCAGUCGCGGCCAGCGCAGCUACCACGGCACUACAGCGGCAGUCCACUAAUGCGCGACUUUGACUUCUUCCUUGACUCGGCCAGCCGCAGCAGCGGCGAGCGAGAGGGCGAACAGGAUGGGCUCAAUCACAACCAGCUGCUGAGCACCGGCAGCGGCAGCGGCCUGGGCCAGAGCGUUGGCCAGGGCGUGGGCGGCGGCCUGACAGGCGGCCACAACUACCGCUACUCGCCGGAGACCACCGACUACGACUCCAACUGCGGCGAUCUGGACAGUCUCUCGGGCGAGAUGAAUGGCGGCGUAUCGACCUCCUGCUCAAACUACGCCAAGUACUAUGCCUCGGCCAUGCCCGUGCUGGAGGAUGGCCUCUCCUCGGGCCACACCAGUGACACAGAGAAUAAUAAUAACAACAAGAACCUUCAGCAGCUGGCCACCCAGGCAGCCCAGAACCAGAUACAGGGCCUUACCCAGAACCAGAGUCAGGGCCAGGGUAACCUCAGCGCCAGCACCAGCAUUGGUGGCGGCAUUUCCAUGCUAAUGGACAUGAAACGCAUCUCGACUAACAACAGCCUGAACAGCAUGCACAACCUGACGGCCUCCACCACCGAAAGCAACGGAGUUGGCCACCAGCUCAGCCACACGAGUCCCAGCAAUGGGCUACAUAAGCAGCACCAACAGCAGCAGCCGCAGCUGCCGCAGCAGCGCGAACUGCUCGGUCAAAGCCCCAGCAGCAACAGCAAUAGCAAAGUGUUCAAGAACAUAGAUCCGGAGUUGGAUUCCCUCUACUCUAUCAGUGUUUUCCACCGGCCGGACAUGGUGCAGAUGACGCCUCCGCCGCCAGCGCCGGCGCCGCAUCGCAAGCCCAACUGCAGCACUGAUGUUGAUCUGCUGCAGACCACAGGACAGGGCAGCAAGCACACCCCGCUGAAUGCGGCCAUCAGCUCGACGUUGCAGCGCAGCUCGCCCACCGCCUGCAUAGGCGUCGGCAGCGUCGCCGCAAAGCCGCGCAGCGCGGGCAGCAAUUGCAGCAGCAAUGGCAUCGGCGGUGGGUUGGGUGGUGGGCCAGCGCCCCCGCCAAUCCCCGAGCGCAGCAACAUGCAGCCGGUGCAACGCUCGCCCUCGCCUGUGAUGAGCUCGCCCGUAUGGCUGUCACGGCAUUUGGAUGGAGGUGCCGGCAAGGCGCUGCUCGAAUCAAGCUCAGAUAACCACUCGAAGAACCACAGUGCCGACGAGGAGGACGUGGACACGGACCUAGAGACGGACCGACUGCUGGGCCACCAGCGUCUGGACGAUCAGGGCUACUACGAUGAGAACAAGAGCUGGGAUCGCAAGCCGCGCGGCUCGCUGCUCUCUAAAAUAUCGCCCAAGCAGCAACAGAUGCCCAGCACCAAGACACGCAAUGGCUACAAUGCGUUGCUCAGCUCCACGCCGGAACUGCCACCGCCCAUUCCACCCAAGAGCUCGGCCAGUCUCAGCGGCUCGGGCGCCGGCAAGCUGCUCGACUUGGUCAGCAACGUGCAGCAGCGCAGCAACUCGCGCAGCUCCUCGGAGCACAGCCACAAGUCGCCGACAAAGGUGUCCAGCAUCGGGCAUGAUAUUUGUGGCAUGACAGCUGCCACAGCUGCCGAUGUGGUCGCCUCUGCUGUGGUCGCCGCCGGUGCACUGCCCCCUUUGGGCAGUCCCAACAAUGGCGGCGGCUCAGAGCGCUCUGCUCCGGGUGUCGCUAAGCUGGAUGUGGACAAUGAUGGCAUCAAUGGUGGCGGCAUUGUGGGUGCCGCCAGCGGCGUGGCCAAUGCUGUCAUCAAUGCUGUCGGCAACAGCAGCACCAAUGGCAGCACCGGCAACAACAACAACACCAACACCAACAGCAACAGCAACAACAAUAAUGUGGCCAUCGGCAGCAACAACAGCAGCGGCAGCGCAGCCGGCAGCAACAGCAACAGCGGCGAGAAAAAAGUGAAAAAGAGUAAGAGCAAAGAAGGCGGCGCAGUGCUCAUCGAAGGCGUUCUAUUUCGGGCAAAAUACUUGGGUUCCACGCAGCUGGUUUGCGAGGGUCAACCCACUAAAUCGACACGCAUGAUGCAGGCGGAGGAGGCCGUGUCUCGCAUAAAGGCACCCGAUGGCGAUGUGCAGCCCAGCACGGAGGUGGACCUGUUUAUAUCGACGGAGAAGAUAAUGGUGCUGAACACCGAUCUGAAGGAGAUAAUGAUGGAUCACGCGCUCCGCACCAUUUCCUAUAUUGCCGACAUCGGGGAUCUGGUGGUGCUGAUGGCGCGUCGCCGUUUCGUGCCACAGGACAUUGAUGAUGCACCCAAGCCGAACCGCACGCCCAAGAUGAUCUGUCAUGUGUUCGAGAGCGAUGAGGCGCAGUUUAUUGCACAGUCGAUUGGUCAGGCCUUUCAGGUGGCGUACAUGGAGUUCCUUAAGGCCAACGGCAUUGAGGAUCAUCGCUUUGUCAAGGAAAUGGACUACCAGGAGGUGCUCAAUAGCCAGGAGAUCUUUGGCGAUGAGCUCGAGAUCUUUGCCAAGAAGGAGCUGCAAAAGGAGGUCGUUGUACCCAAGGCCAAGGGCGAAAUACUCGGCGUGGUCAUUGUCGAAAGUGGCUGGGGCUCCAUGCUGCCCACGGUCGUCAUUGCGAACCUCAUGAGUUCUGGUGCGGCGGCGCGUUGCGGCCAAUUGAAUAUUGGCGAUCAGCUGAUCGCCAUCAAUGGACUGAGUCUAGUCGGUCUGCCGCUCUCCACCUGCCAGACGUACAUCAAAAACACCAAAAACCAAACCGUGGUCAAGUUCACAGUUGUACCCUGUGCUCCCGUCGUCGAGGUUAAGAUCAAGCGGCCAGAGACCAAAUAUCAACUCGGAUUCAGUGUCCAAAAUGGCGUGAUCUGCAGCCUGUUGCGUGGAGGCAUUGCGGAGCGGGGUGGCGUUCGGGUUGGUCAUCGAAUCAUUGAGAUCAACAACCAGAGCGUUGUGGCUGUGCCGCACGAGAAGAUCGUCAAUUUGCUGGCGACAUCGGUGGGCGAGAUACUCAUGAAAACAAUGCCCACUUCAAUGUUUCGCUUGCUAACCGGCCAGGAGAACCCCAUAUAUAUUUAAGCGAUAUCUACCGAUUGACGAGAGAUAAUGAAGAGCGCGUGCGUAUUAGGCAGAAUUCUAAUAAUAUACAUAUAUAUAUAUUAAUAUAUGCAUAUAUUAAUGUGUAUGAAUAUGCGUAUCUGUAUAGACUUAGUUUGAUAUAACGCUGAUACUUAUAUAAUGCAU
Molecule: messenger RNA, 6844 nt
Organism: Drosophila montana
Lineage: Eukaryota; Metazoa; Arthropoda; Insecta; Diptera; Drosophilidae
Gene: X11Lbeta
Product: X11Lbeta
Exons: 12
Coding region: 437-6679 (2080 amino acids)
Biological process (GO): chemical synaptic transmission
Cellular component (GO): cytoplasm; plasma membrane; dendritic spine
Molecular function (GO): protein binding
Source: RefSeq, a predicted model, not a curated record